AUGUCCGCGCUUCCUUUCUCGUCCGGAACGACGGGUAUGCCGAAAGGGGUGAUGUUAACUCACCGGAGCAUGAUAACGAGCAUCGCGCAACAAGUAGAUGGAGGAAAUCCAAAUCUUUUUCUGAAAAGUGAUGACGUUGUGCUUUGUGUUCUUCCCCUGUUUCAUAUAUUUUCUCUCAACUUUACUUUGCUUUGCUCGCUGAGAUCGGGUGCGGCGUUUGUGACAAUGCCGAAGUUCGAGAUUGAAGCAAUGCUGAGACUGAUACAAAAGUAUAAGGUGACGGCGACGGCGGUGGUGCCCCCACUAGUGUUAGCUUUGGCGAAAAGUCCUCUGAUGGAGAGCUUUGAUUUGAAUUCUAUAAUAAUUGUACUGUCAGGGGCGGCGCCGCUCGGGAAGGAGCUCCAGACCGCACUAUGCCACCGACUGCCGCACAUCAUCUUCGGCCAGCCUCCGACGCAAAACUCAUCAUCACCCACUCCAUCUUCGUCGAUAAAAUCCAAAACGGAACCACGGUGA
Molecule: messenger RNA, 516 nt
Organism: Dendrobium catenatum
Lineage: Eukaryota; Viridiplantae; Streptophyta; Magnoliopsida; Asparagales; Orchidaceae
Product: 4-coumarate--CoA ligase 3-like
Exons: 1
Coding region: 1-516 (171 amino acids)
Molecular function (GO): 4-coumarate-CoA ligase activity
Source: RefSeq, a predicted model, not a curated record